AUGAGUCGCGGCGGUAAACUUGCCCCUGAAGUGAACCGCGCGCUUUUCGUCAAGAACCUCAACUACAACGUCAGCCCCGACGAACUCUUUGAGCUCUUUGGCAAAUUCGGUCCCGUCCGUCAGAUCCGCCAGGGCAUCGCCAACAACACAAAGGGCACCGCCUUCGUUGUCUACGAGGAUGUUGUAGACGCCAAACAAGCAUGCGACAAGCUUAACGGAUUCAACUUCCAGAACCGAUACCUCGUCGUUCUCUAUCAUCAGCCCGAGCGCAUGACGCAAAAACAGGACCUCCAGCAGCGCCAGGACGAGCUAGAAAAGCUCAAACGCCAGCACAAUAUCGAUUAG
Molecule: messenger RNA, 345 nt
Organism: Aureobasidium namibiae CBS 147.97
Lineage: Eukaryota; Fungi; Ascomycota; Dothideomycetes; Dothideales; Saccotheciaceae
Product: pre-mRNA branch site protein p14
Exons: 2
Coding region: 1-345 (114 amino acids)
Cellular component (GO): nucleus; ribonucleoprotein complex; cytoplasm
Molecular function (GO): mRNA binding
Source: RefSeq, a predicted model, not a curated record